Messenger RNA from Jaculus jaculus (lesser Egyptian jerboa), 1733 nucleotides. RefSeq names its product serpin family A member 10 (gene Serpina10). Gene Ontology annotation, biological process: blood coagulation; negative regulation of endopeptidase activity. Bases 39 to 1574 code for a protein of 511 amino acids. The transcript is spliced from 5 exons. Gene Ontology annotation, molecular function: serine-type endopeptidase inhibitor activity. Lineage: Eukaryota; Metazoa; Chordata; Mammalia; Rodentia; Dipodidae. The record is from RefSeq and is a predicted model, not a curated record.
CCCAAGUGAGUGCGAGGGGCUCUGCUGAUGGAGCUACCAUGACCCCUGAAGCAGUGAAGCAUUGCCCGUACCCACUGGCUUGGGUAUCCUGUCCCAGCCAGGCCUUCCCCCAGGCCCAGGAAGAGUGGGGCGCUAGUGAAUGGCUGAACACCAGGAACGUGAUGGUGAGGGUGCGGAGAGUACAGAGAGGUGGAAUGUUCAGGACAGCCAGAGGACAUCUCACUGCCAAAGCAAAGCAGCUCUUGGCCUCUGCAGCUGACCACAUGAGGGGGACUUUCAUCCUCUUGCUUCCAGUUCUCCUGGCAGAGGUGUGGUUUGUGCCCAGUCUGACCCUCCUCAGCCAUUCCCCAGAGGCCCAGGCAGAGCUGGAGGCGCCUCAGAACCAGACUUGGGAGCAUGUAUGGACUGCUCCCACUGAGGAAGAGGAGGAAGAGACCUGGCUGAGGGACAGCCAGGAGCUGCUCUCCAAGGAGACUUCAAACUUCGGGUUCAGCCUGCUACGGAAGAUCUCCAUGAGGCACGAUGGCAACGUAGUCUUCUCGCCAUUGGGCGUGUCUGUGGCCAUGGGGCGCUUAAUGCUGGGAGCCAAGGGGCAGACCAAAGCCCAGGUGGAGAGUGGACUCCACCUACAGGGCCUGAGCCAGACGGGGCCCCUAACUGUGCCAACGCUCUUCAAGAGGCUCAGAGGAACCCUCUCCAGCAACCAGGAGCUGUACCUCACCCAGGCAAGCUUUUCCUUCAUUCACAAGGACUUUGACGUCCAAGAGGCCUACCUCAAUGCCUCCAAGAGGUAUUUUGAUGCAGAGUGCGUGCCUACAAAUUUUCGCAACGCCUCACAGGCCCAAGAUCUCAUGAACCAUUACAUUAACAAAGAAACUCAGGGGAAAAUUCCCAAGCUCUUUGAGGAAAUUAAUCCUGAAACCAAGUUAAUUCUUGUGGAUUACCUCUUCUUCAAAGGGAAAUGGCUGACCCCGUUUGACCCUUUCUUCACUGAGAACGACAUCUUCCACCUGGACAAGUACAGGGCAGUUAAGGUGCCCAUGAUGUACAGGGUAGGCAACUUCGCCUCUACCUUUGACAAGAAUUUUCGUUGUCACGUCCUCAAACUGCCUUAUCGAGGAAAUGCCACCAUGCUAGUGGUCCUUAUGGAGAGAACGGGUGACUACCUGGCCCUGGAGGACUACCUGACCACAGACCUAGUGGAGACGUGGCUCCAGAACAUGAAAACCAGGAAAAUGGAAGUUUUCUUUCCCAAGUUCAAGCUGGACCAGAAGUACGAGAUGCACCAGCUGCUCAAGCAAAUGGGGGUCCGGAGAGUCUUCUCGCCCUCGGCUGACCUCAGCGGACUCUCAGCCAAGGCAAGAAAUCUUCAGGCAUCCAAGGUCUUACAUCACUCAGUGAUUGAAGUGGAUGAAAAAGGAACUGAGGCGGUGGCAGGGAUGCUGUCAGAGAUUGUGGCUUAUUCCAUGCCUCCCAUUGUCAAAGUCGACCGGCCGUUUCACUUCAUGAUCUACGAGGAGACCUCCAGGAUGCUCCUGUUUCUGGGCAGGGUGGUGAACCCAACGGCACUGUGACUGAGACAUGCAUCAGCUCUCAGCGACAGCGGGGCUGGGCUGGGCUGGAGGGGCCUGAGGCACAGGGUGGUGGUGCUGAAUGCGUCCCGUCCCCGUAGCCAGCCAGCGUAGCUGUUCUCUCAUUAACACAAACAUUAAAGUGAUACACAUUUAAGGAGA